Messenger RNA from Cornus florida, 896 nucleotides. Its product is annotated as AT-hook motif nuclear-localized protein 25-like. Gene Ontology annotation, cellular component: nucleus. The transcript has a single exon. Gene Ontology annotation, molecular function: minor groove of adenine-thymine-rich DNA binding; DNA-binding transcription factor activity. Bases 1 to 861 code for a protein of 286 amino acids. The record is from RefSeq and is a predicted model, not a curated record. Lineage: Eukaryota; Viridiplantae; Streptophyta; Magnoliopsida; Cornales; Cornaceae. Gene Ontology annotation, biological process: vegetative to reproductive phase transition of meristem.
AUGGAAGGCUAUGAAGGAGGCUCAGAAUCUCGCUACGUUCGUCAACUCCUCAUCGGACCCCCUCAACUGCACUUGCAACACCAAACAACAACACAAUUACCAUCGGAUUCCAACGACUCUCCGGCGGCCGACAACAACAAUGAUGCUGCCACCACCAGCCCCGGCGGAGCAGCCACCUCUUCCCGCCGUUCCCGAGGCCGUCCUGCCGGCUCCAAGAACAAGCCCAAGCCUCCUAUAAUUGUCACUAGAGACAGCCCCAAUUCGUUCCGGUCUCAUGUACUCGAGGUCUCAGCCGGAGCAGACAUUGUGGAGAGCGUGUCCAAUUAUGCCAGGCGGAGGGGAAGAGGAGUGUGUGUUCUCAGCGGAGGUGGCACCGUGGCCAAUGUCACGCUCUGCCAGCAGGCUGCUCCUGCCGUUGUCACGCUGCACGGCCGCUUCGACAUUGUUUCACUCUCCGGAACCGUGCUUCCACCGCCAGCACCACCAGGGGCUGGUGGGCUGUCGAUAUUUUUAGCAGGGGGACAGGGACAGGUGGUUGGAGGGAGUGUGGUGGGUCCGUUGGUGGCUUCCGGUCCGGUGGUUCUGAUGGCUGCGUCUUUUGCAAAUGCGGUGUUGGAACGUUUGCCGUUGGAGGUGGAGGAGGAGGAAGAGGAGGGGGCUGUUCAGGUGCAACCUGCAGCGUCCCUAUCUUCGAGUGUGACCGUAGGUGGUGGUGGUGGUGGUGGUGGUGCAGGCGGCGGUGGCGCUAGCAGUAGCGGUGUUCCUUUCUUUAAUAUGGCAGCAAACAUGCCUAAUUAUCCCUUUUCAGGUGAUUUGUUAUGGUGGGGUAAUACUGGAAGUGCUACAAGGCCUCCAUUUUGAUGGUGCAUAUGAUUAAUUCUGAGUUAUUCUGGUUU